GUCGGUUUCUUCGCGACGCCUCAUGUUGAGCUCAGAAGUGGCUGCAACUUUGUCAGAUGCCAGAGACUUCUGUCUGCCCGCUGGGCGAGUAAUUUCAGGAGAGCAGCUGCUAUGCACGCGGCUGGCCACGACCUGUUCAGUGAUCCUUUGAUGGCCAUCUGUCAGCCUUGUCUCGGCCAGCAUCACCGUAGUCUACGCUGAUCGUCCGCAGAACUCAUUCAGCACUCCACCGUCUGAACCGGCAGCGCGGAGGUAACUACAGAACCGCAGUCAGUCGUAGCGCCGAGUCUACGCAGCCCAGCACCGCAUUCAUUGAACAAUCAAGGGCAGCCGAACCUUGGCCGAUUAAUUAUCUAGUGCGGAGCGACACGGAAUGAGCCGAAUACUGGAAUCGAUCGGAUCCACCGUCCACACCGUCAUCCACCGCGCACACGACAACGCGCACGACCUCGCACAAGUGACGAAAUCGUUCGCCGAGGAGAAUCUGCUGGAUGCCCGGUAUGUGGACUUGACGAUCCAGUUCAUCGGCGCUUCUGGGUUACCCAAAGUCGACGUCGUAGGAUCCGCGGAUCCGUACUUCGUGGCGAAAAUCGACGACCGGAUCUCGUUCGUGUCCGCAGUCAAAGUCAAUACGCUCUCCCCUGUAUGGAACGCGCUGUGGAGGAUUAGGAAUGUCCCAGCACACGCCACGCUCUCGGUCGAGGUGAUGGACAAGGACGAUGGGGCGAAGGUCGAUGACUUCAUCGGGAAAUUUUCGACCACCAUUAGUUCUGGUGCGAAGGAGGUUGAAAUCGUGGGGCCCGUGUAUCGGCGCGCGGGUGGCUCAUUCUGGCUCAAGAUAGAAAGCGUGAAGGCUGGAGACGAUCCCCAGCUCUUUCCAUAUCUGUUCGACGGCCCCAUCCGUUUCUCUCGCCAUUUCUCUCCAACCAUCGGGCUCUUGACGAAUACCACCCUCUCCGAUGACUCCAAAUCGCGGCUGUACUCUACCUGGAAGAUGUACAUCCGCGGUAUCCGGCUGUUCUUUGGGGACACCGUGCAGCAAUGGAACCACGGUUAUAAAGCUGCCCAAGCGAUAUUCAAUCCCGGCCCAUCAUCGCUGGCUGUCCGCUCAGGCAUCAUCGCCGGGCAUCGCCUCCUCUACGCCCGGGCCACAACCAACCAGUUCGGGACGAUCGAAUCCGCCGCGGACGUCCUGGGCGUGCUGCACAGCGACGGGCGCGUGAAGCCCGCGGUCUACACGUACAUCAUCUCCGCCGAGGACGAGUCGCUGCGCUUCUCCGAGACGGGCGCGGCGUUCUUCGUCGACUUCGCCUCGAAGCACGCGCUGCACGCGAACUGCCACCCGUGUGUGCGCUACUCGGGCGAGUUCCACCCGCGCCCCGCCGGGGGCUGGAAAGCCUUCAGCGACGCGCAGGCGGACGGGGACGUCGCGUGGGAGAUCGUGGUCGACAACAACUCGGGGACGUACUCCCCCGACAAGACGCUGUUGCCGCAGCUCAAGGCGCUGCUGGAGUACAACUUCCCCGGGCUGACCGUCCAUGCGCUGGACCGGGAAGACCCAGAGCUGAUUGCCAGCCGGGAGGCGUGCAGGGCGUAUGCGCUCGAGCACCGGGGUGUCAAGCGGAGCGAGCUGCAGCCGCAGACGCAUGGAGAGGAGUCGACCGACACCUUGGCUGCUCAGGCCAUGGCCGUCUCGGCCGAGGAGCAGGCAAGCAUCCAGUGCGAGCCGGCGUAAAUGAUUCCAUUCGUGCUGCUCAUAAGAAGCCGUAUUCGACCGUAUGGGAUCACUUUGGAUUUAAUUGUGGGCAGUGUAAUGUAUCGUAACUGACACCGUCAUAUCAUAGCGUUGUAUGUAGUACUUAAGCUUGGGUGUCUGAAUCGAACUCUCGCAGGCAAAUGGUGUGAUGAC
This is a messenger RNA of Mycena citricolor, 1909 nucleotides long. The record is from the annotation of a GenBank genome assembly. Lineage: Eukaryota; Fungi; Basidiomycota; Agaricomycetes; Agaricales; Mycenaceae.